Messenger RNA from Dentiscutata heterogama, 890 nucleotides. NCBI's taxonomy places the organism in Eukaryota, Fungi, Glomeromycota, Glomeromycetes, Diversisporales, Gigasporaceae. The record is from the annotation of a GenBank genome assembly.
AUGUCCAGUCGUGCUUUUAAAAGAGCUGUAAAUAAAGAAGAUUCACUUUCUUUAAAACAUUUAAAUGAUGAUUCUGAAGAAAUUAUCGAUGAUUCAGAUCAAGAACGUCCAAAAAAAAAUUUAUUUGAUUUACUAAAUGAAGAAAAUGAAGAGAACGAAGACGUUGAUCAAAAUUCUGAAAAUGAAAUUAUAAAUGAAAAGCUCAAAAAAUUCAUCCUCAUCAGUGAGCGUACUAAAUCAGGAAAGAAAGUUGAAGAAAUGAAUGACUCAGAAUUGGAAACUUUAAUUCGAGAAGUUUCAGAAAAAUUUGGUGAUUCAUCACUGCAAUUAAAAGAUGAAUCUGUCGUUAAUAAUAGUUCUUCAUCUUCUGCUCCAUCAAAUAUUUCAUUUCUGGUUGUUGACACUCGUUUAUUAGACGAUGAUGGAGAAAUGAGAAGAAUGUUUUCUUCUGGAGUUGUGAAUUUACAGGUUGAUAGAGAGAUUCGCAGUCGAAAUUAUGCACGAACUGUUAAAAAGACCGCACUGGCAAAACCAAGACAAAAUUGGCCUCCUAUUACAAAGAGUGGUCUUGGAAUGGAAUUAUUAGAGGAGAAAGAUGGAAUUCUUUAUUUCACUUUCACUCAUUCUCUACAAUAUCAAUCUAUCCAGGUGUCUUUUAUACAACGUGUAGCUACUCAUGACCCAAAUACGAUCUAUGCUCUUCUACGAGAUAAUCCAUAUCAUAUAGAUUCAUUAUUACAAAUGAGUGACAUUUACAAAAUGUCUAGCGAUCUAGUGAUGGCACAGGAAUUUCUGGAACGUGCAUUGUACGCAUUUGAAAGAAAUUUUCAUAUAAAAUUUAAUAUAACGAGAGGAACUUCUCGAAUGAGUUAUAAACGUUAUGAAAAUAG